AUGGCCGACCCCCCACCACCCGCUCCCGCUCCUCGGGGAGUUCUGUCUCUCUACGAUAACAUCGAGGACCCGAACGACCCCAAUCCCCCGGGAACGAUAUCCGCGGCGCCAGUCGUCUACAAGCAAGAGCAAACCUCGUCGGCGGAGGCCAAAAAGACCACCAACCCAGCUCUGCUGUUUCAACCUCAGAUUCGACGCCCCCAGCCGAAGCAAGCAAAGGGCUUCAAGGGCGGCUUUCCGCCGAAGAUCAUCCCUACCGGGGCAGCUUCCGGCGCUGUGCCUCCCGUAGCAGCAAAGACUACUCUGGCGGAUUGGGCGCCAACGGAAGAAGACGAAUGGAUGUACGGCACAGGUGAGAAACGCCAGCGCGGCGGUCGAAAGAACAAGAAGAAGAAGCAGCAGCAGGACGCCCGGCAGGAAACUAAUUGGGAAGGCUUCUAUGAUGCCAGCAAGCCAACUGGCGUCGAUGAGUACGUCAAAGGCGAUGAGAAGAUAGGCGAAGUCCUUGACUGGAGGGAGUUUGUUCUUCAGCGUGGAAGACGCCGCUGGAGUGAGUCUACCAGCGAUGACGAGGAGCACGGCCGACAUAUGCCAAGCCAGUUUGCCCCUCCACCUUCGGACUCGUUUGCACCUCCCGCGAUUUCCCCCCCGAAGCCUUCACCAGACGACCAGACCGGUGAGGAUGCAUUCUCCCGCAGGGCUGCCAUGGCCUCAUCGCACGCUCACUCAUCUCUCUCCCUUUCCCCCGCGCCGCCUAUUGCUACUGCGCCGCCUCCUCCGCCCCCGCAGUUUGUCCAAGCAACACCGUCUCCCCCACCGACCGACGGUGCGGUCAUCUCUCGGGCUCCCGUGCGAUACAAUGUACAACAGCCUACUGAAGCUAACGAUCGCGGUGGAGAUUCGUUCUCCCCAACUAUGCUCGGCUCUGGCGAGGAAGGCGACGAUCAACAGCCUAGAUCGAAGCGGCCAGGCCAGGCGGGCUUCGCGCAACGCCUCAUGAGCAAGUACGGAUGGACGAAGGGCACGGGCCUUGGCGCCAACGAGUCCGGGAUCGUCAAUCCUCUUCGUGUGCAGGUCGAGAAGCGCCGUAAGAAGGCGGAUGCCGAUGGUGGCGGCUGGGCUGAGCCUGGUGGAAAGGGAAAGAUCCUGGGCGGCAAGCGAAAGGAUGAGGAUGGCAAGUUUGGCAAGAUGUCUGAAGUUAUAGUUCUCCGCAACAUGCUGGAGAACAUGCCUGAUCUCCAGUCUGAGAUCGCAAACGGCCUUGGCCAGGAGAUUGGCGAGGAGUGCGGAGAAAAGUACGGCCGUGUGGAGCGCCUCUUCAUCGAUCAGAACGCUCGGCAGGUCUUUAUCAAGUUCACCGAUCAGGUGUCCGCUCUUCGAGCUGUCAACGAGCUCGACGGACGCAUCUUCAACGGCAACACCAUUAUGCCAAAGUUUUACGACGUCGAGAAUUUCGAGCGCGGCGUUUACACCGCCGAAUAG
This is a messenger RNA of Purpureocillium lilacinum, 1482 nucleotides long. RefSeq lists its product as uncharacterized. Gene Ontology annotation, biological process: mRNA cis splicing, via spliceosome. Gene Ontology annotation, molecular function: RNA binding. The record is from RefSeq and is a predicted model, not a curated record. NCBI's taxonomy places the organism in Eukaryota, Fungi, Ascomycota, Sordariomycetes, Hypocreales, Ophiocordycipitaceae. Gene Ontology annotation, cellular component: precatalytic spliceosome.